UUUCCAUCUCCCUCCCGUCAUCAUCAUCUCUCCUCCUGUGCCUUUCUCUCUCUAGCCAGCCAGCCAGAGCGGAGAGGAGGGUGGGGCGAAAGCCAGCCGCCACUAUUUAGUUUAGUCGCUACUAGGCUACUGGUUCCUGCCUGCCCGUGUGUGCUCGGCUCACAAAAGCUGGGAGCUAGGGGGGAGGAAGGGAGAGCUCACCGGAGGCAAUGGAGACGGGCAGCAGCGGCGGCGGGCGACGACCCGGUGACGACGCUCACGGGCUCAACUUCGGCAAGAAGAUCUACUUCGAGCAGGACGGUGCUGGCGGGAGCGGGACCUCCGCUGGCGGCGGCAGGAGAGGCAGGGGCGCCGCGCCGAGCGCCGGCCCAGCUGGAGGAGGAUCCGCCGCGGCCGGCGGCAACGCCUCGCAGCAGCCGAGGUGCCAGGUGGAGGGGUGCGGCGUGGAUCUGAGCGGCGACAAGACCUACUACUGCCGCCACAAGGUCUGCUCCAUGCACUCCAAGGCCCCGCUCGUCGUCGUCGCCGGCAUCGAGCAGCGCUUCUGCCAGCAGUGCAGCAGGUUCCAUCAGUUACCUGAAUUUGACCAAGGAAAACGAAGUUGCCGCAGACGCCUUGCCGGUCACAAUGAGCGCCGGAGGAAGCCCCCACCUGGACCUCUGGCUGCACGCUAUGGCCGGCUUUCCGGAUCCUUCCAAGACCCAGGCAGGUUCAGAAGCUUCCUGCUAGAUUUCUCCUACCCAAGGGCCCCAAGCAGCGUCGGGGAUCCAUGGCCAGCAAUACAGCCGGUCGACCACCGCAUGCCUGGCACUGCCCACUGGCAAGGCAGCCAUGAACAUCACCAGCCCCAUCGUAGCGCAGUUGCGGGAUACGGCGACCACCACGCGUACAACGGCCAGGGAAGCUCCUCAGGGGGAGGCGGCGCACCGUCGAUGAUCCCGGGCUUCGAGCUUCCCUCGGCCGAAUGUAUCGCGGGAGCGGCCGCCGACUCCAUCUGUGCUCUCUCUCUUCUGUCAACUCAGCCAUGGGAUCAUAGUGCCCACAGUGCCACCCACAACAGGUCCCCGGCAAUGUCGACGACCAGCGCCUUCCAAGGCAGCCCGGUGGCGCCCUCCGUCAUGGCCAGCAACUACAUGACAGCCGCAAGCAGCAGCGGCGGUUCCUGGGGCAGCCCCCGGGGCCAUGGAGGCGCCAGGAACAUGCAGCAGCACCAUCACCACCUUCCGAAUGACACUGUCAUGACCGAGGUACAUCCGCAUCAUCCAGGCUCGGUUCACCACCAUGGCCAGUUCGGCGAGCUCGAGCUCGCGCUGCAGCAAGGAAGGGCCGCACCGAACCCGCCGCACGUCGACCAUGGGUCCGGUGGCGCCUUCAGCCACUCUAGCAAUGCCAUGAACUGGUCUCUCUAGUAGUAGUGAUGCCCCGUACGUACCGUCACGCGCGCCAAAGAGACAUGGAACAUUGGGCGGCCUGAGUUUUGUGCGCCUUCCACUUGCCGAUUUGUAUUUCAGGAUCGGGAGGAAAUACGUUAACUGGUAGAGCUAGCAGGGAUUUCCUUCCGUGGAGCCCAAUGUGUCCAUGAACUGAACACCCCAGCACCUUUAAUUCGCUUGUAAGGACUAUAUAUU
Lolium rigidum is the source of this 1628-nucleotide messenger RNA. Its product is annotated as squamosa promoter-binding-like protein 17. NCBI's taxonomy places the organism in Eukaryota, Viridiplantae, Streptophyta, Magnoliopsida, Poales, Poaceae. The transcript has 3 exons. Gene Ontology annotation, cellular component: nucleus. The record is from RefSeq and is a predicted model, not a curated record. Gene Ontology annotation, molecular function: DNA binding. The coding region runs from base 210 to 1409 and encodes 399 amino acids.